Varanus komodoensis (Komodo dragon) is the source of this 1810-nucleotide messenger RNA. RefSeq names its product cyclin B1 (gene CCNB1). Gene Ontology annotation, biological process: mitotic metaphase chromosome alignment; mitotic cell cycle phase transition; regulation of cyclin-dependent protein serine/threonine kinase activity. The transcript has 9 exons. Gene Ontology annotation, molecular function: cyclin-dependent protein serine/threonine kinase regulator activity. NCBI's taxonomy places the organism in Eukaryota, Metazoa, Chordata, Lepidosauria, Squamata, Varanidae. Bases 107 to 1330 code for a protein of 407 amino acids. Gene Ontology annotation, cellular component: cyclin B1-CDK1 complex; nucleus; mitochondrial matrix. The record is from RefSeq and is a predicted model, not a curated record.
GCACUCGUGCGCAGCAGUCAUCGGCCAGCUCGGACAGAAAAGAACAGCACUUAUUCGGAGUAUACUGCUUGAAAGGAGCUAGUGCUGUAGGAAUCGAGGCUUGGCAAUGGCUUUGCGGGUCAGCCGGAACACAAAAGUCAAUACAGAGAACAAUUCCAAACCUGCAAUGGCAGCUAACAAGCGGGGGGUGACUGCUACCAAACCCGGCUUGAGGCCUAGGACUGCCCUGGGAGACAUAGGCAACAAGGCAUGUGAGCUGAAGCCCAAAAAUGUAGUGAAAAAGGAGCCACCGAAGCCUACAAUUGUGGAUAAAAUAACUCGAAAAGCUAUUAAAGCCCCUGAAAAAGCAACUGAGCCUGUAAAGGAAGAAAAGCCAAUUCCAGAACCUGUUAAGUUGGAGUCUCCUUCCCCAAGCCCAAUGGAGACUUCUGGUUGUGCACCAGCUGAGGACAUAUUAUGCCAGGCUUUCUCUGAUGUUCUCCUUGAAGUACAUGAUGUAGAUACAGAUGAUGCUUCUGAUCCAAACCUUUGCAGCGAAUAUGUGAAAGACAUCUACAACUACCUGAAAGUUCUUGAGGAUCAACAGUCAGUGAGAGCAAACUAUUUGGCAGGCCAGGAAGUUACUGGAGGCAUGCGGGCAAUUCUAAUUGAUUGGCUUGUGCAGGUCCAGAUGAAAUUCAAACUCUUGCAGGAGACCAUGUACAUGACUGUUGCCAUUAUUGAUCGUUUUCUGCAGAACAACAAAGUUACUAAGAAAAUGCUGCAGUUGGUUGGUGUGACAGCCAUGUUCAUUGCCAGCAAGUAUGAAGAAAUGUUUCCUCCAGAAAUUGGUGACUUUGCCUUUGUGACAGAUCAUACUUAUACCAAACUCCAGAUCAGACAAAUGGAGAUGAAAAUCCUAAGAUCUCUUGAUUUCAGUCUUGGUCGACCCCUUCCACUGCACUUCCUAAGGAGGGCAUCAAAAAUUGGAGAGGCUGAUAUCCAACAGCACACUCUGGCAAAGUACCUGAUGGAACUCUCAAUAGUGGAUUAUGACAUGGUACACUACCCUCCCUCUCAGAUUGCAGCUGCAGCUUUCUGCUUAUCUACUAAAAUUCUUGAUGAGGGGGAAUGGACACCAACUCUACAACACUACAUGUGUUACACAGAGAAUACUCUUGUGCCUGUUAUGCAGCAUAUGGCAAAGAAUGUGAUAUUGGUAAACCGAGGCCUUACAAAGCAUAUGACGGUCAAGAAUAAAUAUGCCAGCAGCAAGAAUGCUAAGAUCAGCACCCUUCCAGCUCUGAACUCAGAAGUCAUACUGGAUCUGGCUAAACCACUACUGAAAUAGAUCUAACUUAACUGUUUGGCAAGCUGACACUAUGUGUCACUGGAUGUGUGUGUAUAUAAAUAUAUUCAUCUAAAAGUUUUUAAUAAACUUUCAUUUUUACUUUGACCACUUGUCAUGAUCUAACUGCAAAACUGUCUAGUAAGACCAAAGUAAAACCAAAUGUAUCAGGUUGUUGGAGAAAACACAUUCUGUUCUAGAGACACUUUCAGUUCUAAAGUACUCUAAACUCAAGUCUUCUGGCAACUAUGGAAAAGCCCAGUCCACCUGAGCCAUGUAUGCAGACUGCACAUAAAUGGCAGCUGCCCAGCAAACAAUUAUAAACAAGUACCUUAGGAAUGCCUUCAUCAUUCCCAAGAUACCUGAACCUCCCAUGUGCUUUUCUCAAGUGGACCUUCUGUUUCUCUGGAACUCUUUGUACACUCAUACGCCUGCAGAAACAAGUUUUUAUCUUGGAUCAGAGAGAGAGGCUCUCACCGAAUA